AUGAAGCUGGUGCCUGCAAAGAUCAGUCGGGCGAUUCGCCGCGCCUUGCGCUUGUCAGCGGACGCCAUGAAGGUCGCCGAAGAGAAGAAGGCCAACGCUACAGCAUCCGCUGAAGUGGCCAAGGAGAAGGCUGCAGAGGCGGCAAGGCAGCAAGCCGUUGCGGAGAAGACCCUGAAGGAGCUCGAAAAGGGUAAAGAGCAGUUGGAGAAGAUGAGGGCCGAUGCUGCCAAGGCUGCCGAGAACGAGAAGGAGGAGCAAAAGGCCUGGAAGGCUGAAGAAGACAAGCUCAAGGGCUUCGUGGCAGAGUGCGGUGAGCUGGACAAGGGCAUCGAAGAGCUGCAGCAGAAGAUGCGGGACCUGGCAAAUGAGUUGAUGCAAGCCAAGGAGAAAAAAACGGCGAAGGAGCUGGAACGGAACGAGCAGGAGUUUGUGGUCCAAAAGGCGGCUGCCGAUGCCGCUGCGGCCGGUGGCAUCAAGCGAGCAGCUCUUGAGGCCCAGCAAAAAGCGGCAGCUGCGUACGAGGAGGCACAGGAGCACUGCAACCAGCAAGAACUCAAAGCGGAAGAAGCCGAGAAGGAGCGCAAAGUCGCACAGGCCGAUGCCGAUAUGGCUCAGGCAAUGCACGACGAUGCCGUUGAGGAAGUGCAGAACCGGGUUGCCUCGAAGAACAUGGUCGUGGAGUUGCGGGACGGCGUGCAGGCCUACUACGACGAGGUCACCAAGAUGACUAAGUCCAUGGAGGCUCUGAUUGCGGAGAACGAAGGCAAAGAAGAGGGCAAGAAGCCGCACGAGCUCAUGCGCGAGGACCCCAACGUGAAGAACAGCAUGAUUGAAUACAACAAGAUGGUUGGCGUGUUCCGCCGCCUCUUCCAUGAAGAGAGGGAGUUCUUUGAUCUGGCUGCGGAGAGCAACAAAGAGAUCAGUGAGAACGCACAGGCCGCGAUCCUCCUGCAGUGCGAUCCUGCUGAG
Messenger RNA from Symbiodinium pilosum, 969 nucleotides. The record is from the annotation of a GenBank genome assembly. NCBI's taxonomy places the organism in Eukaryota, Dinophyceae, Suessiales, Symbiodiniaceae.